Owenia fusiformis is the source of this 2268-nucleotide messenger RNA. The record is from the annotation of a GenBank genome assembly. NCBI's taxonomy places the organism in Eukaryota, Metazoa, Annelida, Polychaeta, Sabellida, Oweniidae.
UCUAUAACAGCCUGUUGUCCCAUGCGACGAUACUCAGUCUAAAGGUCCAAACGAAUCUAAGUUGGUCGCUUAGAUCUCCUAGUGAUGUCGUCAUCUGAUUCUGACAACCAUGACUCAGAUAAUGGCUCUGAUAGGGAUUCAGUCAGUCAUUAUUCCAGCAUCAGAAGUUCUCCGUCCUCCAAUCAUUCACGAGGCAGUUCACCCCCUUUGUCACCUAGAUAUUCUGAUUAUUCCGAUACAGAGGAGCAUAAUGGACCAUCCAACGAGAUUCAUGACCCGGCCUUUAAUGAAUCAAAAUCUAGGCUUAACAUCAGUGAAAUGCAAAAGAAUGGACGUUAUUGCGAUAUCACUAUUCUUGUUGGCGGCAAAAGUUUUCCUUGCCAUAAAGUCAUACUUGCAUCAUGGUCAACCUAUUUUGACUCCAUGUUCUCAAGUGGGAUGACUGAGAGCAACAGCAAAGAAAUCACCCUUAAGGACAUAUCAGUAGAAGCAUUUCAGGCCAUAGUGGACUAUAUGUAUAGAGGCGUCAUUAAACUGGAUUCCGUUGAAAUUGCGUUGAACGCGCUUAAAACAGUGGACAUGCUUCAGUUCGACAAAGAAUUCCACAAACGUUUGGUGGUAUAUCUCUGCUCUGAGUGUCAUCCGGCUAACUGCUUGACUAUGUUAGGACUUGCCGAUCUGAUUGGCGAGGAACAACUAAAGCGACAUGCUAAAUCCUGGGUCUUGAGUGACUUUAAAUAUAUAAUCCAAACUGAAAGCUUUCUGCAAAUGGAUGCAAAACUUCUAAUUGAAUGUAUCAGCGAUGUGAAUCUUGUGGCAAAAGAGGAAGAAGAAGUUUUUUUCGCAGUGGUGAAAUGGCUAGAUGUAAAUUACUCAACAAGAAAACAGUUCGCUGCGGAACUGUUAUCCAAUAUCCAAUUCUGCUUUAUGGAGUCGCAUGUAUUGUUUGAUUCUCUUGAGAAAAAUGAGCUUCUCAAAGACUUGCCCGAAUUCCAAAGAUAUCUAAAUGAAGCUAAACGCCAUCAGGUUAUUCCAUGUUAUCGUCACGAUGAUCAUGGUAGACGCUGUAGGGCAAGAACCUGCAACACUAAAGUUCUGUUGAUGUUUCCAGAAGAUGAAGGUGGUCCUAUCGAGAACCCUUUUCAUGUCCCAAAAUCUCACGAAGAAACAUAUGAACCAAUACCAUUGCCUCAUAAAAUUGGUGAUGCAGUUGAAGGAAAUGGAAUUGGCGCUGUUAAAGUUUGUCUUGUUGGACACACAAUAUUUGCAUGUGUAUCCGAAUCCAUGUGGAAAUGUCAAUAUAAACAUAACCCCCGUUAUUCCAAAGACCCCGAGCAGCCAUACUGGUGGGGUAGCUGGCAGCCAUGUUCUCCCAAGUCAGAUUUCAGGCAUUUCUUCAGUCUGACUCUGGCUGGAUCUUAUAUCUAUGCAGUGGGGGGCAAAGACAUAAACGGUAGAGGUUCUCGCUUGAUUGAGAGAUAUGAUUGGGAAGAAGACCAGUGGAGAAAUCCAAAAGAUGGGCUCAUUACUGGUGUUUUCGGUCAUGCUGCAGUUGUAGUUAAAAACAAGCUGUAUAUUUUGGGUGGCAUAACAAAUCUUGAUCGUGCAACUGAUGCCGUUCAAGUGAUCCAUCUUGACCAGAAAAAGAUGAAAAUCGUAAGUGGCCCUAAAAUGCUUGAACCCCAAGAGGGCCAUUCUGCUGUUGAGUUCAAUGGUCGUAUCUACAGUGCAGGCAAGCAGUUUUUGAUGUUCGACCCUGAAACAGCUGUUUGGACAAGACUCUCGUGGCCCAGUGGACGCAUUGCACAUACUCUCCAAGGGAUGACAGUCUAUGGUUCAAGUAUCAUGAUGUUUGGAGGAGCUCUAGAAAAUCUCAGUGAUAUUGAUAGUUACGAUGGCCACAGCAGUAUGGACCUGCUACGAAAGAUUGUCUCUUACAAUGUAGAAGAGGACUCAUUUGAUCAUGGAGACUUACCUAAUCCAAUGGCGUUUGGAGGGGCACUUUGUGUGGUAAAUAAUAAACCCCUGAAGUGGUUAUAGAGGAACAUCUAUGAUGAUUUCAUGAACUACAUAAUAUGUACAUGUACUAUAAUUUGACAGUAUAACAGACCAGAUCUGAUGCCUAUAUAUAUCCAGAUAUACGUGCAGGAUUCUAAAGAAAAACAGGAAAACCUGUUCAGUCUAAUCCGAAAACCAUUGGGACUAAACAGACGUGUCCAGACUAUCAGAUGAAAGCAAUCAUCACUUUGGAUGUUGCUAAUCUUAACU